This is a messenger RNA of Truncatella angustata, 1902 nucleotides long. RefSeq lists its product as uncharacterized. The transcript is spliced from 3 exons. Lineage: Eukaryota; Fungi; Ascomycota; Sordariomycetes; Amphisphaeriales; Sporocadaceae. Gene Ontology annotation, molecular function: oxidoreductase activity; FAD binding. The coding region runs from base 1 to 1902 and encodes 633 amino acids. The record is from RefSeq and is a predicted model, not a curated record.
AUGCUCACAUCUAGAUCCAGCUUCUCUACAGACUCCGACAUAUUCGUUUUCCUCGACCUAUGCACAACAGUAAUUCAAGCUUCAGCUUUGUAUGACCUCGCAAAGUCGUCCAAUGCCUCAACAUCGCGAUCAUGUAAAGUUGUUCCUUCUGACACAGAAUGGCCCAGCGACUUGGAAUGGACGAGGCUCAACGAGACCAUCAAAGGCACCUUAAUCAAAACUCUUCCAGUCGCUUCGUCGUGCUACAGCAACAAUUCUUCCGAGACUGAGCUAUCGUGUACAUACGUCGAGGAGAACUGGGGAUAUUCAGCAUUUCAUGCAAGUAUUCCAGAGUCAGUCAACUAUCCGAUUUGGGCCAAUAAUUCUUGUCUCCCUCCCAAUACAACCGGAUAUACCCAGGACGUCGGUUGCCACGUUGGCGGAUACCCAUCCUAUGUCGUCAAUGCAACAACCGAUGUCCACAUUGCAACCGCUAUGCAAUGGGCAGCGGCACGGAAUAUUCGUAUCGUCAUCAAGGGCACUGGUCAUGAUCUGAACGGAAGGUCCACUGGUGCAAAUGCAUUGUCUAUCUGGACAAAGAAUCUGAAUUAUUUGUCGCACGAUGCCCAAUGGUUUAUUCCCGGUCAGAAUACAACGGCAGAUGUCAUCAUCGCCGGGAGUGGCAACAACUGGGACUCAACACUGCACUUCGCCCUCGAACGCGGUCGUGUCCUUGUCAGUGGUGUGGACAAGACAGUGGGCCUCGGCGGGUAUAUUCAGGGUGGUGGCCAUGGCCCGUUUUCGUCCACAUAUGGCCUUUCCGCAGAUAAUGUGUUGCAGGCUACUGUUGUCACCACCACAGGUGAUAUCCUCACAUGCAAUGCUGCCGAGAAUGUCGACUUGUUCUGGGCAAUUCGUGGCGGAGGAGGUGGACAAUAUGGCGUUGUCACGGAAUAUAUCAUGUUGUCCCACCCUCAGCCUUCAACUAUUAUAGCUACGAGUGUGUCCAUCACAGCUGGCAACAUGUCUGAUUUCCGGGAUGUCACAGUGAACGCCACUUGGGAUGCAUUUGCCCACCUGAUGGCCAACAUGCCAGACCUCAUGGAUGGGGGUAUCACCGGUAGUGGACUUGCCGUAACUGGAAGAUCUGCGAAAUCAAUCCUGAGCCUAACCUCAGUACCACCGGGCGUUAUCACAUCGAUGAGUUUCUGGGGCUAUAACAUUACGACGGAGGCGCUCAAGGAUAUCCUACAACACGUUCGGGAUGACUACAUGGCACAGUUUGGCAACAUGAGUUCUCUCAUCAACUACUCUAUCUCGGAGCCAACUGUAACGGCAAACUUCACAACAUUCUUUGACAACAUAAAUGCGUCUCCCAGUGUGGCCGGUCAAGUGAACUUGGGCUCUAGUCGUCUCCUCGGCCGAGCCGAGCUCGUUGAUCACUCUAUCUCAAACGUACGCCAGUAUCUUGAGAAAAUUUUGGCAUCUCAGAUUGAGGGAUCAGGCAGCAUGCUCACAAUUGGCUUGCAGGGCGGACCAGGACCACGGAAUGUGCCGGCAUGGCGGCAGGGCGCCGUGAACCCCAUCUGGCGAGAGGUAUAUGUGCACGCAUUGGCGGGAGGGUCCAAUGUGAACACAACAAAUGCGACACCGAGCGGAGCUUUACACAAAGCGGCUGAUUGGCUUGAGACCAACAAGGAAGCCGUCUGGCGAGAUUGGGCGCCGGACACAGGCGCCUACAUGAAUGAAGCAAACCCCUUCAACGGCCAGUGGCAACACGACUACUACGGAUCGAGCUACCAACGGUUGGUAGAGAUAAAAAAGAGGUACGAUCCGAGUUAUAGUCUGUUCGUGUGGAGUGGUGUAAGUAGUGACGAAUGGCAGUACGAUAUGGAUACAGGCAAGCUCUGCCGCCAGACUUGA